Molecule: messenger RNA, 483 nt
Organism: Iphiclides podalirius (scarce swallowtail)
Lineage: Eukaryota; Metazoa; Arthropoda; Insecta; Lepidoptera; Papilionidae
Source: the annotation of a GenBank genome assembly
AUGACAAUGUAUUACGAGCAUACAAGCCGUGACGAGGCGGCGCGUCCGCAAUACGCUUCAACAGCGAUUACUCCUGACAUAGCAUGCAGUUGGAAAUGUCGGCUGCACGGGACGCGGACGGUGCGCUGCGGCAAGAUCAUAGUGACGACUAUCCUCGGCUUUAAUGACGAUCAGCUGUUAAAUGUGGGAUCGAUAGCACGCGAGGGCGCGCGAUGGCGGGGGCUGCGGCGGCGUGGGGGGCGUAGGACGCAAGGUGCAAUGCCCUGCCGGUCCAGUGCAAUGACGCAACGCGGCGCGUCGCUGCACCGGCCGCCCGUCCACGAUUAUUUUGGGGCCCGCGACAUUCAACGCGCAAUACACAGCCGGCCGUCGACUGCACGUCUUUAUUGCCGGACUCUUUAUUGCCUCGCUGCCGCGUCCGCGGUGCCACAUCAGUUGCGCGUCGCUCUAUUUACGCGCAGCAGACGGGAAUGUCGGCUUAUU